Messenger RNA from Penicillium mononematosum, 1164 nucleotides. RefSeq names its product putative cysteine synthase. The transcript has 6 exons. The record is from RefSeq and is a predicted model, not a curated record. NCBI's taxonomy places the organism in Eukaryota, Fungi, Ascomycota, Eurotiomycetes, Eurotiales, Aspergillaceae. Gene Ontology annotation, cellular component: cytoplasm. Gene Ontology annotation, molecular function: cysteine synthase activity. The coding region runs from base 1 to 1164 and encodes 387 amino acids.
AUGCCAGAUCAUUCGGCGGCGUACGUGGGCACAGCCUUCGUGGCUGGUGUCUGCUUGGCAUUCGCAUAUCAGGAAUUAUCACGUCCCAGGCAUGAGGAUAAUGUGACAGAACAAGUAUCACCAACAAGUGGCCUCAUCGCCCGACCUGGCCCGCCCAGUAUCGUGGAAGGCAUCGAAGGCUGCAUUGGAAACACGCCUCUAUUCCGAAUCAAGUCACUAUCUGACGAGACGGGAUGUGAAAUUCUGGGCAAAGCAGAGUUUUUAAAUGGCGCUGGACAAAGUUCAAAAGACCGAGUUGCUCUAAGCAUGAUUGAGAUCGCAGAAGAAGAAGGUAUCCUGACACCGCAUUCAGGCGACACAAUCUACGAAGGAACAUCGGGAUCAACCGGCAUUUCCCUAGCAACACUAGCCCGGGCAAAGGGCUAUCUAGCACACAUCUGCCUGCCGUCCGACCAGGCAAUUGAAAAAUCAAACCUACUUCUGAAACUCGGGGCAAUCGUGGACCGGGUCCCGCCAGCACCAAUAGUGGAGAAAGACAACUUCGUCAAUCGCGCACGAGCACUAGCAAAGACGCACACGGCCUCAUCGGGCAUCCCCUCUGCGUCAGCGGAAGAGCAAUCCGAUCUCCCCGCGGCAGACGACCGCAUGACCCGUGGCCGUGGCUUUUUCGCCGACCAAUUCGAGAACGAAGCUAACUGGCGCGCCCACUACGAAGGGACCGGCCCAGAGCUGUACGCCCAGUGUGGGGGCCGGAUUGAUGCGUUUGUAGCGGGCGCCGGCACCGGAGAGGAGGGGACGCGUCGGCGUCGUCAGGUUGAUACUAUCGUUGAGGGGAUUGGGAUUAACCGUGUCACGGCGAAUUUCGAGGCUGGGAAGGAGUUGAUUGAUGAUGCGGUGCGUGUCACUGAUGCACAGGCUUUGGCUAUGGCUCGGUGGCUUGUUGAAAAGGAUGGGAUCUUUAUUGGGAGUAGCAGUGCAGUGAACUGUAUCGCCGCUGUCAAGACAGCAAGAAAGCUUGGCCCUGGUCAUCGGAUUGUCACAGUACUUUCUGACUCUGGCUCAAGACACCUGUCUCGGUUCUGGGCCAAGGCGGGAGAUGUGGGUGGCGCUGUUGAUACGAAGCUUGAAGAUGUUAUGAAUGCACGGGACGAAGACUUCCAAUAG